GAUUUAUGUAAAAUGCAUCUCGUGAUUUAUCUGUGCGCAUACGGGCGGGAAAGUACGGGAAAACAUGAAAUUUACUAAAGCAUAUUACAACGUGACAUCACUCACUCUCUCUCUCUAGAGCUCUUGAUUGUAUUUGUCGAGGAGUGAGAAUCUAGUAAAGGCAGAGGAGCGAGAAUGGAGCUUUACUUUAGCAACUUUCCUGCAAUUAGUCUUCCAUUGAAUACACAACACAACUGCCCCAUUCUAACCUCCUCCCAUCAUCAUUAAUCCAUCUUUCCGGUCUCUUCUAUAAUCCUAAAACCCAAGAAACAACCGCUAUUUGCCAAGAUGCCCCUUUCCGAUUUCUUCAAGAGAUUCAAAUUCUUGAAACCUCCGGAUUCCACGCUCGGCUGCUUCUCUUUCUGCCUCUGCUUGAUUCUUUGCUUCUUCCUGCUGAACUACAGCGUUGUCGAGAAUUUUCAUGGGAACUCGUCGUUGAUGAUGUGGUUCAAGUCCAACGGUUCGUCGCCGGAAGCGGACAAGGUUGGAUUUCUUGAAGCAGGCGGCGAUGGGUGCGAUGUGUUUAGUGGGAGAUGGGAGUGGGAUGAGAGGUAUCCGCUCUACCAAUCGCGGGAUUGCGCCUUCUUGGAUGAGGGUUUCAGGUGUAGUGAGAACGGCAGGCCGGAUAAUUUCUAUACUAAGUGGCGCUGGCAGCCCAAAGAUUGCAACUUGCCAAGGUUUGACGCCAAAGUUAUGUUGGAGAAGCUGCGAGGGAAACGACUUGUGUUUGUUGGAGAUUCUAUUGGUCGGAAUCAAUGGGAGUCGCUUCUUUGCAUGCUAUCCUCAGUGGUUCCGAACAAGACUUCAAUUUAUGAAGUGAAUGGGAACCCUAUCACAAAGCAUAUGGGCUUUUUGAUCUUUAAAUUUAGAGACUUCAACUGCACGGUUGAAUACUACAGAGCUCCGUUCCUAGUGUUGCAGAGCCGGGCACCUGCUGGCGCACCCGAAAACGUGAAGAUGACACUGAAACUGGAUCAAAUGGAUUGGAGCUCGUCGCAGUGGAAGGGUGCUGACAUACUGAUUUUCAACACCGGCCACUGGUGGAAUAACGAGAAGACCAUCAAAGUGGGAUGCUACUUCCAAGAAGGGAUGGAGAUAAAGAUGGAGAUGAGCGUCGAAGAUGCCCUCCGUAGGUCUAUCUUUACGGUAAUGGACUGGAUCGAUCGUGAAUUAAAUCUUUCAAGAACGCAUCUUAUCUUCCGGACCUAUGCCCCCGUACAUUUCAGCGGGGGGGACUGGAACACCGGUGGUGGCUGUGACCUAGAGGCGAUCCCAGAUUUGACUGCAUCUCUGUUGUCAUCCGAAACACUCGUUGGGUUCAAAACCGUCGUUGAUGCCUUGUCACAACGUCAGAGACUUCCGGGCAUAGAAUUAUUGAAUGUGACUAGCAUGACGUCCCAAAGAAGAGACGGGCACUCGUCGUUGUACUACUUGGGUCCUGCAACCCGACCCUCUGCUCUUCAGCGUCAAGACUGCAGCCACUGGUGCCUCCCUGGCGUCCCAGAUUCGUGGAACGAGCUUCUCUACGCUGUUUUACUCAAACGAGAGGGACACAACUCGACAAAAACUUCUCAUUCCCCUGGCUAGCGCAUUACAAGAUCAGAAUGGCCUUCGAUGCAAAACCAUCAAGUGACGAAAGCUUCAGCUUCGAUGCAUUGAUCUGCGCUGCUCAUCUGAAAGAUGGGAGACGCCUCUUCCACGGUUUCUUUGACACUGCAAAGAAGCGCGCGCCACUGAUUCAGGUCAGUCCCUUUGAUGCUAUGGUUUCGAUUCAGAUCGCGCAAAUGGAGAGUAAUUUGAGAUCAUUUUUAGGUAAAUAUAUAUUCUUGUUGUUGCAUUAUUGGAGGGAUACGAAUUUGAUUUCGAACAAAUGCACUGAUUUAGAGCUACAUGUUGUGUAUAUGGUGAGUUUAGUUGAGUCCCCUUUUUUGAGUUUAUACUGUUGAACUUGGUUUCAA
Molecule: messenger RNA, 1997 nt
Organism: Salvia miltiorrhiza (redroot sage)
Lineage: Eukaryota; Viridiplantae; Streptophyta; Magnoliopsida; Lamiales; Lamiaceae
Product: protein trichome birefringence-like 11
Exons: 4
Coding region: 328-1626 (432 amino acids)
Cellular component (GO): Golgi apparatus
Molecular function (GO): O-acetyltransferase activity
Source: RefSeq, a predicted model, not a curated record